Molecule: messenger RNA, 2097 nt
Organism: Blepharisma stoltei
Lineage: Eukaryota; Ciliophora; Heterotrichea; Heterotrichida; Blepharismidae
Source: the annotation of a GenBank genome assembly
AUGGAUUAUCAAGAUGGGAACUUGACAACUCUUUUGCUACAAAAGGAAAAAGAGCUGCAAAACUUGUCAAAAAUGAGAGUUAUGCAGCUUCAAGAGCAGCUGUCAAGCAAAGAUCAAACGAUCUUUGAAUUGGAGGCACAAAUAAGAAGACUUCAUGAUGAUUUUAAUUACAACUUGACUUUGAUUCAGCAGAGAGACGAAGAAAUUGCAGAUUUGGAAGAAAAAAUUAAUGAUAUGUCAUUUAGAAACAUGGGGAAGAGCCCUAUGAACACUUAUUGGUCACAAGAUGAGCAAGCAAGCUCAGGACGAUUAAGAGAAAUUUACAUUAAAGACGAAGAACUGAAUCAUGUAUUUUUUACUAAAAUUUUCCAUAUUAAAUUUUUAAAUAAAAAAAAUCAUAAUUAUUCCUAAUAACUGAAAAAUGCUAAUGAUAAAAUCCUUUUAUUAGAAAACAAGCUAAAAAGCGUCGAUGAAAUCGAAAUCCAGCUACAAAGCGCUAAAUCAGAGAUCAGCAGGCUUGUAUUUGAAAGAGAUUCAGAAAAAGAAAAAAAUUCAGAAUUAAUUGAAAAUUUAAAUGAACUGAAAAUUAGAAUAGAAAAAGAAAAAAAUGAGGUUGGCAGGGACUGGUAUAUGAAAGAAAGAUAUUAUAAAGAAAACGAAGAAAAAUUAAUGAAAAAUAAAUUGGAUUUAGAAAAAGAAAAUUUUGAAUGGAAAAGAAAAUUAAAUGUCGUUAUAACAGAAAGAGACAUCGAGUUAGAGCAGAUUAGAAAUAAGCAUGAAAUCGAUAUGGAGCAUCUAAAUGCGAACAAGCAAGCUAUUAUUGAUAACUUAAAUAGUGAUUAUAAAGAGCAGAUAUCUAAACUUCAGUUUCAAAUAAAGCAGCUUUUAGAAGAAAAUUCUAAAAAUAGCCAAUAUAUCGAGCAGACAAAUACGCAAUUUUUUGAUAACGAAAGAAGACUAACUGAAGAAAUUUAUGAGCUUAGAAAUGAUAUGACAUAUAAAUUAAAUACAAUUGAGCAGCUAAAAAAUGCUUUACAAAAUAAAUCUUCUGAAUUAGACAAUAUUAAAUCCCCCGCUCCGUGAGUGAACAAAAAAAUUUUGUUCACUUACCGAGCGGGUUAAUUUUUUUGUUUUUAAAAAAAUAAUAUAUAAAUUUUUUAUAAAAUGUUUUCUCGAAAUUUAAAAAAAUCUUACUUCUAUGAAAUUUGGAAAGUAAAUAUUAAUUUAAUUUGUAAAAUUAGUGUUUUUAAAACGCAAUUAAUUUAAUAUUAAACAGAUUUAGCUCCACAUUUCAUUAUAAUAAUUAUCACUUAUAUAUAAAAAAUUUUGUUCAUAAAAAGGUUUUCUAUUUAAAAAAAUUUUUGUUCACGGAGGGGGAGUAAGCUCCAGCUAGAACAUUGAAAAAAUCAAGCAAACUUAAAAUCUGAAGAAUGCUUAAAAAUAAAACAAAACCAGAUAAAAUACCAAAGUAAAGCAGAAGACCUCGAAAAAGAGCUGAUAAGCUAUAAAGAUUUUCAUUUAAAAGAAAUAAAUAACCUUACAAAUGAAAUGCAGGCAAGAAUUGAUGCCCAGCAAAAGCAACAUUUUUCUGAUGAAAAAAUUAUUAAAAAAUUGGAAAAAGAUAACAAAAUAUUAUCACAAAGAAUAGAAAAUAUAGAAAAACAUAAGCAGCCACACGAAUAUCAAGAAAUUGUAUUUGAGCUAGAAAGGGCAAGGGAUGAAAUUUUUACAAAAGACCGUGAAUUAAAUCGGGUAAAUAAAGUUUUGGAGUCUAUUAGAAAGGACAAGGACAAGAUUUUGCAAGAAAAUCAGCAGUUUAGAGACGCAAAUGUAAGAUUAAUUUGCGAUAAAAAACCAGCAGAUAUGUAUGAUAAGCUGCAAGAUAUAGAAAACAAUAUUGGUAUGAUACAUAAUGAUAUCUCGAAUAUAAAACAAAUUAAAGUUAUGCCAUUCAACUAUCAAAAUUCAAGGUCAAAAAGUGUGAUAGGGUAUAAUGACACAUUAAGCAGUAAUCCUGAUAGAACAGCAAAACCUAGUAAAAUUCUUCAAGUUAAGAAAAAACUUGACAGAAAAUUUUCAAAAUUUGAUAACUUUUAG